Molecule: messenger RNA, 1905 nt
Organism: Acanthamoeba castellanii str. Neff
Lineage: Eukaryota; Discosea; Longamoebia; Acanthamoebidae
Product: betaphosphoglucomutase family hydrolase
Exons: 10
Coding region: 1-1905 (634 amino acids)
Biological process (GO): carbohydrate metabolic process
Molecular function (GO): carbohydrate binding; catalytic activity
Source: RefSeq, a predicted model, not a curated record
AUGGACUUGAAGCUGCUGGAAUCGGUGAUGCGGGCCUUCUGCCCGCAGACCAACAAGGGCCACUUCAACGUGCCCGAGGGCUACAGCUUCCGCGGGGCCGUGUUCGACCUCGACGGGGUGGUGACCCAGACGUCCCACCUCCACGAGGAGGCCUGGAAGCAGCUCUUCGACGAAUUCCUCCACAAGAAGAAGAACGAGAGCCAGGCCCGAGGCGGCGACCCAACAGACACGAAGCAGAAGACGAAGAAGGAAGAAGACGUGAAGGAGGAUGCCGAGGAGGGCUUCGGCGGGAAGUUGAGCGAGGGAUCGAAGGAGAAGGCAGAGAGUAGCCACAACGGCCGCCACGUCCAAUUCGCAGAGCAGCAAGAGAGCGAGGCCAAGGCCGAGAGCAGCAGAGACAAGGAGGGAAAGCCCAAACGCGACGGCGAAGAUAAAGAAGAGGAGGAGGAGACGGUCGCCGCCGACGGCGAUCCCUACCGUCCCUUCAGCGAGCAGGACUACCUCACCUACGUCGAUGGCCGUCCACGCCUUGACGGUAUCGCCAACUUCCUGAAGUCGCGUGACAUCAAGCUGCCGCAAGGCGACGCCAAGGAUGAUGAGGACAUGGAGACAGUGAGCGGGCUUGGCAACCGCAAGAAUCGAUUCUUCAACGCUCUCAUGAAGGAGAAGGGCGUCGUCGUAUACAAGGCCACCGUAGAGCUCAUCAAGGAGUUGAAGCGCAUGGGCGUGAAGAUCGGCGCCGCUUCGUCUUCCAAGAACUGUCGCCCCAUCCUGGUCACCGCCGAGAUCGAGUCGUUGUUCUCGGUGGUGAUCGAUGGCGUGGUGUCGGAGAGCCUCGGACUCAAGGGCAAGCCGGCGCCGGACAUCUUCACCAAGUGCGCCGAGAUGCUGGGCGUGCACCCGCGAGAGAGCAUCAUGGUCGAGGACGCCACCAGCGGCGUCCAGGCCGGCAAGGCCGGAGAUUUCGGUCUCGUCGUCGGCAUCGAUCGGGCCAAGGGCAGGAACCGACAGCCGCUGCUGUCGGCCGGUGCGGACGUGGUGCUGGACGACUUUUCCCAGAUCACGUCGUGGCAUCUCAACGAUUUCUUCCUCCCCAAUGACGCCGGCUAUGUCCUUCAGUUCGACAACUACGAACCCAAGCAAGAGCGCCUCCGUGAGGCUCUUUGUACGCUCGGCAACGGUUAUUUUGCGACGCGAGGAUGCCUGGACGAGGCGCGAGCCGACGCUGACGAGCACUACCCGGGCACCUACAUGGCCCGGGGCUGGAACCGCGAGGUCAGCAAAGUCGAAGGCCGCGACGUCGCCAACGAGGACUUGGUCAACCUGCCCAACUGGAUCCACGUCACCUUUCGGCCCGACGGCAAGGACUGGUUCUCGUGGAACCGCGAUGCCAAGGGAAACCUGCCCUUCGAGCUGCUGCACUACGAUACGCGGUUGGACACGCACAACGGCCUGCUGGUGCGGCGGUACCGCGUGAAGGACGACGAGGGCCGGAUCACUAUGAUCAUGACCCAUAGGGUGGUGCACAUGAAGAAGCCGCACCUGGGCCUGGUCAAGUACACCCUCAUUCCCGAGAACUGGGGCGGAAAGAUCGACAUCGCUUCAGAGAUUGACGGCAGUGUGCGGAACACCGGAGUGCCUCGCUACUUAGGUCUGCACGAUAAACACUUGCGCGUGCUCGAGAAGGGCAAGUUCCCGCUCUCCACCAACGCAGAUGAAAAGGACCAGGGCGUCUACAUCGUCACCCGCUUCACCAAGGCGUCGUGCGAGGUGGCAAUGGCUGCGCGAACGCGGGUCUACCGAGGCACCAACUCCAACCCCCUUGACAACCCUGUCAUUGGUAUGCCCUACCCAACUCUGUUCUUGUUCUGCAAACUCAGGAUUGUAAACUGGAUCAACAAUUGA